UCAACUCUCUCUCUCUCUCUAGCCUUUAUAUAAACCCUAUACGUACGUAUACUCUCCUCACACUCACAGAGUCAAAAACAAAACCAACAUGUCAAUAACCGACUCCGCUAAACAAUCAUCUCCGGUAGAGGAGGAGCAUCCUCGAACCAACAACAACAACAAGAAACGAGCUAGACCCGACCCGGUUUACCGAGGCGUCCGGAUGCGAGCGUGGGGCAAAUGGGUCUCCGAGAUCCGUGAGCCCCGCAAGAAGAGCAGGAUCUGGCUCGGCACUUUCUCCACGGCGGAGAUGGCGGCGCGUGCACACGACGCGGCUGCUCUCACCAUCAAAGGAACCUCCGCCGUCCUCAACUUCCCGGAGCUCGCCACUUACCUCCCCCGUCCAGCUUCCUCUUCUCCACGCGACGUUCAAGCCGCAGCCGCCGUGGCCGCCGCCAUGGACUUCUCCGAUCCAACCACCGUCGUCGUCGUCCCGGAGACGCACUUGUCUCCAUCGAUUAGCUACUCGACGUCUACGUCGAGCGAAGAAGCAGCGUCUUCAACGGCUGAAGAGCUGAGCGAGAUAGUGGAGUUGCCGAGUCUAGAGACGAGUUACGAUGAGCCGUGGAGCGAGUUCGUGUACGUUGACUCGGCGUAUCCACCUAGUUCGCCUUGGUAUUUUAAUAACUGUUACAGCUUUUAUUACCACAGCGACGAAAAUGGCACUUCGAUGUCUGAACCUUUUGAGUCUUCCAAUUUUGGCCCACUUUUUCCUUUAAUUUAA
This is a messenger RNA of Raphanus sativus (radish), 763 nucleotides long. RefSeq names its product ethylene-responsive transcription factor ERF037-like. Gene Ontology annotation, molecular function: DNA binding; DNA-binding transcription factor activity. Lineage: Eukaryota; Viridiplantae; Streptophyta; Magnoliopsida; Brassicales; Brassicaceae. Gene Ontology annotation, biological process: regulation of DNA-templated transcription. The transcript has a single exon. The record is from RefSeq and is a predicted model, not a curated record. Bases 89 to 763 code for a protein of 224 amino acids.